Messenger RNA from Triticum dicoccoides, 964 nucleotides. RefSeq names its product iron-sulfur assembly protein IscA-like 2, mitochondrial. The transcript is spliced from 5 exons. Gene Ontology annotation, cellular component: mitochondrion. Lineage: Eukaryota; Viridiplantae; Streptophyta; Magnoliopsida; Poales; Poaceae. Gene Ontology annotation, biological process: iron-sulfur cluster assembly. The record is from RefSeq and is a predicted model, not a curated record. The coding region runs from base 108 to 608 and encodes 166 amino acids. Gene Ontology annotation, molecular function: iron ion binding; 2 iron, 2 sulfur cluster binding; 4 iron, 4 sulfur cluster binding.
CAGAGCAAAGCAUCUACGCGUGGAGGCGUGGAGCCCACGCACCUCCUUCCUCCGUUCCCCAAUCCCCCUGGAGGCGCGGCGCAUAUCAGCGGCGACAUUGGGCGGCGAUGGCCUCGGUUAGGCCCCCUCUCCGCCGCCUCGCGCUGCUGCUUAACAGCCGCAUCCGCGCCAACAACCGCUUCCUCGCCUCCGCCUCCACCUCCACCUCCUCCUACCCCACCGCCGCCGCAGCCGGCACCGCCACCACCGAGACGCCGGCGCCGGAGGAGCCGGAGGUCGUCAGCAUGACGGAUAACUGCGUCCGUAGACUCAAAGAGUUGCAUACUAAAGAACCAUCUGCUAAGGGCAACAUGUUGCGCUUGAGCGUUGAAGCUGGUGGCUGUUCUGGAUUCCAGUACACCUUCUCACUGGAUAGCAAGGAAAAUGCUGAUGAUAGGGUCUUCGAGAAGAAUGGUGUUAAGUUGGUUGUCGACAAUGUCUCAUACGACUUCGUGAAAGGUUCAACAAUCGAUUAUGUAGAGGAAUUGAUAAGCUCAGCAUUUGUGGUUUCAACCAAUCCAAGUGCUGUUGGAGGCUGCAGCUGCAAGAGUUCCUUCAUGGUUAAAUAAUUCGAACAUUAGUAACUUUAAGAGUUAAAUAGCACAUUGGUACGGACUACUCAUCUUGCAAAACGCAGGGUUAUAUAAGCAAGGCAUGUAACAUAGAUGAUAGAUAAAUCCGAUGUGGCUGCUUUUCCUCCUUUUUCCAGAUCAGAUCUGGAGUAAGCUUCCAUCAUAUGUGCCGCAUCUCAGUUCUUUUCACACCUGGGUUGUACUGUUCACUUAUUUUUUGAGCCAACAGAUCGAGGACACGGAUGUAACUGAAACAAGGAUGUUAAUUCUGUUCUCUGGCAGAUGUAUCAAUAAAAUUAAAUAAUCUUGUUCUCUCGCAGAUGUAUCAAUAAAAUUAAAUAAUCUUCUUCUCU